This is a messenger RNA of Microcebus murinus (gray mouse lemur), 2139 nucleotides long. NCBI's taxonomy places the organism in Eukaryota, Metazoa, Chordata, Mammalia, Primates, Cheirogaleidae. The record is from RefSeq and is a predicted model, not a curated record.
AUGGAUCCCAGCGAGCGGCCAGUGGGCGAGGCGGUGCGGAGCGCCAGUGCAGCGCCUGGCCCACGGCGAGCACCCUUGCGGCCCGGCUCUCCCAGCGGGCAGCUCCUUCUUCCAGAGCGUGCGGCGCCGGGUGAUGCAGCGCGUGCUGAGGCGGUGGCGCUUGCGGGCGUGGGGCCCGGGCACCCCGUCAGGCUGUGUCAGGAUGGCCGUGGCCCUGGAGCCACCGGGCAGCGUGCUGGGAGGACCGGCCUCGCUGCACCGCAGCACACCCUGCAGCUCACUGGAGAAGCUGUCCGUGCCGCUGGGCAGCAGCAGGGGCUGUGGCUUCUGCUUCGGCAGGUGCUGGCCUGGCAGUCCUGGGGCGCAGUGCGGUGGAGCGAGCACACCCUCCAGCGGCGCGUCCUCCUCAGUUGGAGCCACUGGGCCACGGCCCAAGCAGCCCGGAGAGAGCUGGCUGCCCGCUGGGCCUGGGGUCGGAGCUGCAGGGCUGCGCUGGGCCUGUGGCGGCGGCGGCUGGCGCAGUGGCAGGAGGCGGAGCGGUGGGCUCAGGAGCGGGGCUGGCGACUGGCGCGUGGCGCCCUGUGCUGGUGGCGCUCCCGCUGGCUGAGGCAGCAGUUCCUGCGUGACAGGUACCAGAGGUGGGUGCAGGGCCGCCACCAGGGCCUGCGGAGGGCCGUGUUCCAGGGCUGGCGCCAGGCGACGGCUCAUCGGAGACACACGGCGGCCCGGCCAGAGCAGCUGCUACUGCAGAGCUACCUCCAGGCCUGGCGUGAGGUUGUGAGAGCACCAGGGGCGAACCAGGCCCAGCAUCGAGACUUCCAGGAUGGCCCGAGGACAAGGGCGCUGGCAGCCACACUGCCCACGCGGCAGGAAGCCCCAGCGGCUGCAGCCCGGGCACCGGAGCAGCUCGUGGCCCAGGCUUCCCUCGCCCGCUGGAGAAGCCGCGUGCAGCGGGCCCAGGCAGACAGGCAGCUGUGGCGGGCCCGGGCCCGGCAGGCCUUCGCAGCCUGGCGAGUGGCCCUGGGCCGGCUCCGUGGGGCCCAACAACUGGCAGAAUGGAGAGCUGGGGUCCAGGCGGCCCUGUGCUGGACCCCAGGGGUAUGCCAGUCCCGCCUUGGCCAGGCCAGCGGAGCCCACGCUACCUGGAAGCUGAGCGUCCGGGUUCUAGAGGCCUGGGCCCAGUCGGUGGCCCAGGACGGUGUCCAGCAAGCUGCUGUCACCCAGCUCCAGCAGGCUGGGCUCUGGCACCUCCUGCAGACCCACUGGGCGCAGUGGCGGACAGCGCUGCUCAGAGUGUGGCUGGGACGGCAGCCUGGGGCCCAGGAAGCCAGCACCGUCUGCACAAGGCCCCAGGCCAACCUUAUGCACUGGCCCAGGAUGGCCAGCAGGGGGCACCUCCUGCUGCUGCUGGACACCCCAGCCCCUUGGAAGCAGACCCGCAGCUGCUGGACACAGGCCAGAGGGCCAGUGCUGUCCAGGCCAACACUGCAGCACAGCCUCAGUGGACCGAGGACGCAGAGGGAAACGCCCUGGGCUCAGAGCUGGCUGCAGGGGCCCGACUGCUGUAGCUUGGCCCCAGGCCUGCCCCCAAUGAGACCAGGAGGGCACCACAGCCCCGAACCCAGGGCCCUUCAAAGCCAAGGUUGGGCCCAUAAAAGGAGGCUGGGGAGGAAGUAUCUGCAGCGCUGGCGCCUUGAGGCACUGCUUCGCCAGUUGCAGGGCUCCCAGACGGCCCGGCACCUGGCUGUGAUGUGGCAGCGCUGGGUGGAUGCUCAAGGGUCGGAGCAGCUGGCACGGACCCUGCUCAGGGAGUGGCACCUGAGAAGGGCCUGGCGGACGUGGCGGCAGCGGAUCCUGAGACUGCGGGUGGCUCAACGGUUACAGCAGCAAGAAGACAGCUGGGUCCUUUCCCAGGCCUUUAAGAAGUGGCAUCAGCGCCUGGCAACCAGGAGCCCAAGGAGAGGAGCCGCCAGCAGCCCAACACUCCUGAGCAAGCCAGGCACCUGGAGCCCCUGGAGCAGGGAAGCUCCCGAGUUCCCAGGGGUGGAGGGCUUGGGGGCCCAGCUGCAGCUGUAACUUGUUCCAGUAGAAUAAAAAGCACAACUAGGUGGAAAAAAAAAGAAAGAGAAAGAGAGAGAG